CAUCUUCCUCCUUUUCCUCCCGACUCCUCCCUCACUUCUCCACUCAGCCUCCCUCACUUCUCUUCAUCAGACAAGUGUCUCCUCUCGACUCACUCGUCUCCCCCGUUAUCACUGAACGGCCAAAAGAGAGAGGAGCAGCUCUUCACCUCAGUUCAGGAUGCCUUUCGGAGGAGGAAACAAGUGCGGCUGCUGCCAGAAAACCGUCUACUUCGCUGAGGAAGUGCAGUGCGAGGGGAAGAGCUGGCAUAAAUCCUGUUUUCUGUGCAUGGUCUGCAAGAAGAACUUAGACAGCACAACAGUGGCUGUUCAUGUGGAUGAGAUCUACUGUAAAUCGUGUUAUGGCAAGAAAUACGGGCCAAAAGGCUACGGCUUCGGAGGAGGAGCCGGCACUCUGAGUAUGGACACGGGAGAGGGCCUUGGAAUCAAGCCUGAAAUACAAGCUCCUCAUCGCCCCACAAACAACCCCAACGCCUCCAAGUUUGCCCAGCAAGCAGGGGGCUCCGAUGUGUGUCCGCGAUGUGGCAGAACAGUAUACGCAGCGGAGAAGGUUAUCGGAGGAGGCAACUCCUGGCAUAAGGGAUGCUUUCGUUGUGCCAAAUGUGGCAAAGGACUUGAGUCCACGACCGUCGCUGAUCGAGACGGGGAGAUCUACUGUAAAGGUUGCUACGCGAAGAACUUUGGUCCCAAGGGGUUUGGCUUUGGUCAGGGUGCGGGAGCUCUGGCUCACUCCCAGUAAAGCCCGAAGCCUCGGCCCACGUGAGACCGAUAUCUGGUGCGCUCCGAUAACAUCAGAGCACAACUUCCAGGAUCCUUCAGUCACUAUCUUAUUUCACUCUGCUCUCUCACUUCAGCUACAGGCGACGAGGAACGACAGAAACACACAGCUUUUUUGUUGUUUUUUGUUUUUUGAAUGUGUUGCAUUAGAAUCUAGUGUAUAAUCUUCUAGGUUCAAAAAGAUUUCAUGCUAAACAUUUAAAACAUACCGAAAGCUAACUCUGUUUGGAUGUGCAUAUUGUGUAUCUUUAAACCGAGCAGUUCACAGCGAGCAUUUUAGAGGAAAAGGGUAAAGAAUAAAACACUAACAUUGCAAUAACAGAACUGAGCAAGUGCUGAAAGAGUCCGUGUCGGUGAGUGGGAACAAAAUAAGAUCAACAUGUUUCAAGACUGACAGCUAUGAAGCCCUCCUUACAUCCUUACAUGCCAAAUGUUGUAAAUACCGUCUUAAAAUAUGCAUUAUCGCUGAGACACACAAUAAAUAUCACAAUAACAAAAAA
This is a messenger RNA of Seriola aureovittata, 1274 nucleotides long. RefSeq names its product cysteine and glycine-rich protein 1b (gene csrp1b). Gene Ontology annotation, biological process: muscle tissue development; sarcomere organization. The transcript is spliced from 6 exons. Gene Ontology annotation, cellular component: Z disc; nucleus; cytoplasm. Lineage: Eukaryota; Metazoa; Chordata; Actinopteri; Carangiformes; Carangidae. Gene Ontology annotation, molecular function: structural constituent of muscle; actinin binding. The record is from RefSeq and is a predicted model, not a curated record. The coding region runs from base 158 to 736 and encodes 192 amino acids.